Manihot esculenta (cassava) is the source of this 4095-nucleotide messenger RNA. Its product is annotated as LRR receptor-like serine/threonine-protein kinase RGI2. Bases 520 to 3933 code for a protein of 1137 amino acids. Gene Ontology annotation, biological process: protein phosphorylation. Lineage: Eukaryota; Viridiplantae; Streptophyta; Magnoliopsida; Malpighiales; Euphorbiaceae. The transcript is spliced from 2 exons. Gene Ontology annotation, molecular function: protein kinase activity; receptor serine/threonine kinase binding; ATP binding. The record is from RefSeq and is a predicted model, not a curated record.
ACUUGUUUGGUACCACAGAAAAUAUCCAAGAAAAUGACCCACAAAAUUUCUUGAGCACUUACUCUAUAUAAUAAAAUAUAGACGUGUUUCUGUGUGCCUAUCGGACAUUUACAAUGAUAACGGUCCUGACCUAGAAAAGAAUUCAUAAACAAAACGAGGGUUUCAAUGCAAUUGGAAGAAAGAUUAGAGCUUUAGGCAAGAAAACUUUCACCAGCUUCUUGAGAAGAGUAAUCAAAGGUGACCCAGUUUGAGGAAAACAAUGCAAGAACACAUGGUGCGUCUGCAACCCAGUACUCUACCAAGAAUCUAUUCAAAUAAACAAAGACCAAAAAGAUGAAGCAAGAACAGAACCCCGAGGUGAAGAUGGUGGAGUGGUUGAAAAUCUUUAAUCUUUCUUGUUUUUGUUGGUUUCUCUCUUGUUUUUGCUUAUUUGCAAAGGAAGCUGUGCUGGGUUGAGUUUUAAGAUAAGAAUCAGUUUAGAGAGAGAGAGAGAGGUUUGGGGAUUUGAAGCCAUUGCCAAUGCCGAUGUCGAGGCAACUCUUCAACAUCUACGAGCUUCGUCCAAUGCUGAGGUCCUUCGCUAUUCACUACCACCAUCUGUUCGUCGUUAUUCUUGCAUUAGCUUGUGCUGCUUCUGCAGCAAAUAAUGAAGUUGAUACUCUUAUUUCUUGGCUUCACAGCUCUCCUUCAUCUUCACCUUCUUCAGUUUUCUCUAGCUGGAAUCAUUUGGAUUCCAAUCCUUGUAAGUGGUCUUACAUCACUUGUUCAUCUAAUAAUUUCGUUACUGAAAUCAACAUUCAGUUUGUUGAUAUAGCUCUUCCUUUCCCUUCAAAUUUUUCCAACCUUAUCUUCCUUGAAAAGCUUGUUCUUUCUGGCGUUAAUCUCACUGGAACUAUUGCACCUGAUAUUGGGGAUUGCUCUCACUUGACAUUGCUUGAUGUUAGCUCUAAUAGUCUGGUGGGGAUUAUUCCUUCAAGUGUUGGGAAGCUGAAGAAUCUCCAAGACUUGAUUUUGAACUCUAACCAGAUUACAGGGAUGAUUCCAGUGGAGAUUGGAAAUUGCACCAAUCUCAAGAAUCUUGUCAUAUACGACAACAGCUUGAGUGGGAAUCUUCCAGCAGAACUAGGUAGAAUAUCAAAUUUGGAGGUCAUACGAGCUGGAGGGAACAAGAACAUUGAAGGAAAGAUCCCAGAUGAGCUUGGAGAUUGCAAGAAUUUGCAAGUGUUGGGUCUAGCUGAUACUAAAAUUUCUGGUCCCAUUCCUGUUUCUCUAGGCAACCUAAGCAAUCUGCAGACAUUAUCAGUGUACACUACAAUGCUCUCUGGGGAGAUUCCACCACAUCUAGGCAAUUGUUCAGAGCUGGUCAACUUAUUUUUAUAUGAAAAUGAUCUCUCAGGUUCACUGCCACCACAGUUUGGCAAACUUCAGAAGCUGGAGAAGAUGUUACUAUGGCAGAACAAUUUUCAUGGAACUAUUCCAGGAGAGAUCGGCAACUGUAAAAGUUUGAUAGUUAUUGAUUUGUCCUUAAAUUUUUUCUCUGGAGCCAUACCUCAGUCUUUUGGAAACCUUUCAAACCUCGAAGAGCUUAUGCUUAGCAACAAUAAUAUCUCUGGUUCGAUUCCACCAGUUCUUUCAAAUGCAACAAAACUAUUACAGCUGCAGCUUGAUACUAAUGAGAUAUCAGGCACAAUUCCAGCAGAGCUUGGUAAGUUGACACAGUUGACAGUCUUCUUUGCCUGGGAGAACAAACUUGAAGGAAGCAUUCCUGCAGAGUUGGGUGGUUGCAGAAGCCUUGAAGCGUUAGAUUUGUCACAAAAUGCACUCACUGGUAGCUUGCCUCCAAGCCUGUUUCAGCUUCAGAACCUGACAAAGCUUCUCUUAAUUGCUAACGACAUUUCCGGUUCGAUUCCUCCUGAGGUGGGAAACUGUGUCUCUCUUAUUCGUCUUCGGCUUGUUAAUAACAGAAUCAGUGGAGAAAUUCCAAAAGAAAUCGGGCUCCUGAAAAACCUCAGUUUCCUCGACUUGUCUGAAAACCAUAUUGGUGGAACGCUGCCAGCAGAAAUUGGCAAUUGCAAUGAGCUGCAGAUGCUGAACUUAAGCAACAAUACCCUUCGAGGCACUCUGCCUAGCUCUUUAUCUUCUUUGACAAGGCUUGAGGUAUUGGAUCUUUCUGUAAAUCAAUUUGUGGGUGAAAUUCCAAGUGGUUUUGGCAAACUUAGUUCACUCAACAGACUCAUCCUCAGCAAGAACACUCUGUUUGGAGCAAUCCCUUCCUCUCUUGGCCAUUGUUUGAGCCUUCAACUUCUUGAUCUUAGUAGCAAUGCACUCUCUGGCAUGAUCCCAGUGGAACUUUUUGAUAUUGAAGGUCUUGAUAUCGCUUUGAAUUUGAGUUGGAAUGCACUCACUGGGACGAUUCCACCCCAGAUUUCUGCUCUGAACAAAUUAUCCAUUCUUGAUCUCUCACACAAUGAACUGGAAGGAGAUCUGAUGGCACUUGCAGGACUCGAAAAUCUUGUUUCUCUAAACAUCUCUCACAAUAAUUUCACAGGCUAUCUUCCCGACAACAAGCUUUUCCGACAGUUAUCAGAAACAGAAAUGGCAGGAAACCAGGGACUGUGUUCUAAGGGUCGAGACUCAUGUUUCCUUAGAAAAGCCACAUCGAUGAGCAUGUCAAAUAACAGUAAAUUGAAGAGAUCACAUAGACUUAAACUUGUCAUUGCAUUGCUUAUCACCUUAACUAUAGCAAUGGCAAUUUUUGGAGCAAUUGCAGUUUUCAGAGCUCGGAAACUGAUGAGAGAUGAUUGCGAAUCCGAGAUGGGAGGGGAUUCAUGGCCUUGGCACUUCACCCCAUUUCAGAAGCUAAAUUUUUCAGUAGAACAAGUUCUGAAAUGCCUGGUGGAAGCCAAUGUAAUUGGGAAGGGAUGUUCAGGAAUAGUGUAUCGUGCAGAACUAGAAAAUGGAGAAGUCAUUGCAGUUAAGAAGCUGUGGCCAACAACAAUGGCUGCAGAGAAAGACUCUCAAAAUGACAGGUUAGACAUUAAGGGAGUUCGGGAUUCCUUCUCCACUGAAGUAAAAACCCUAGGUUCUAUCCGACACAAGAACAUUGUCAGAUUCUUGGGUUGCUGUUGGAAUCGAAACACAAGAUUGCUCAUGUACAAUUAUAUGCCAAAUGGAAGCCUAGGCAGUCUCCUCCAUGAAAGAAGUGGAGGUUGCUUGGAAUGGGAAGUGAGGUACCGAAUCAUCCUGGAAGCAGCACAAGGUCUUGCUUAUUUACACCAUGACUGUGUUCCUCCAAUUGUUCACAGGGACAUAAAGGCCAACAAUAUUCUCAUUGGCCUUGAAUUUGAACCUUACAUUGCUGAUUUCGGGCUUGCCAAGCUCGUAGAUGAUUGCGAUUUCGCUCGUUCUUCCAACACCGUUGCUGGAUCCUAUGGUUACAUUGCUCCAGAGUAUGGAUACAUGAUGAAGAUAACAGAGAAGAGCGAUGUGUAUAGCUAUGGCGUGGUGGUGCUAGAAGUACUAACCGGGAAGCAACCGAUUGAUCCGACCAUACCAGAUGGACUUCACAUAGUAGAUUGGGUGAGGCAGAAGAGAGGGGGGAUUGAAGUGUUAGAUCCCAGCUUAAGAGCUCGGCCGGAGUCGGAGAUUGAGGAGAUGUUGCAGAGCUUAGGAGUAGCUUUGCUGUGUGUAAAUCCUUGUCCUGAUGAUAGGCCUACAAUGAAAGAUGUAUCAGCAAUGCUCAAGGAAAUAAGGCUGGAGAAUAGAGAGGAGUGCUUGAAAAUGGACAUGCUUCUCAAUGGAUCUUCAGCAAAUAAUCAACAGGAAAAUUGCAAUACCAAGCAGCAUUCAUAUCCUCAAAGCAACAAUACAAGCUUUUCUGGAUCUUCAAUUUUACACUCUUCAUCAUCCAUGGCGAAAACUACAUUCAAAUAAUCUGUAAAAGAUUUUAUUUGUUCUUGUCCUUUGUUUUAUGAAGUUUUAUUUAUUAUCUAAGUGUAAUUUCAGUUCUGUUUCAAACUUUCUUGUGAAAAGAGCAAAGAAGUAGGAGUAUGGAUAUUGGUAGAAUGAUCAAUUUUGCCCAAUUUUUAGCAUAUA